Molecule: messenger RNA, 591 nt
Organism: Colletotrichum karsti
Lineage: Eukaryota; Fungi; Ascomycota; Sordariomycetes; Glomerellales; Glomerellaceae
Exons: 1
Coding region: 1-591 (196 amino acids)
Source: RefSeq, a predicted model, not a curated record
AUGAAGCGACAUCUUAUCUUGGACAACUCCGACUCAGAAGAUGAAAUGCCCAAUGCCGAGAGAAUCAUGGGCCGAGACUACGAAUCUCUUGUCUUCGAUGACGGAAACUACGUGAAUUCCAGCGAUUUCGAUGCGUUCGCUGCCAAACUUUAUCAAACAGAACAGUCUAACCCGGCCGUCGCACCCCAUUCAUGCUCCCACUGCGAAAAAUUACAACUAGAUCUUCGUCGUUGUAAGUCUGAUACCUACUACACCCCGAAGAGGGUCGAACACGGCAUUGCAGCUAGGGGUCCCGGCUGGCGAAUCGACGACGUUGACAUCUGCACACUGGCUGAAGCCAAGGACGCUGGAGCUCUGGAAUGCGUUUUACUCGAAAGACUGUUUUCAGCGGCGAAGAAGAUCGCCGGCUGCGAUAUAUCACUACAAGGUGAAGACAGCGAGUCCAAAUGGCGACACUCAGUUGGGAGAAAACGCAUUUUCCUACUCAUCUUCGUAACCCGAACCGAGGAGAACCCUUUGAUCCAGCUCUUCUUUGAACUCGAGGAUGAAGGAAGUAUCGCCAAGUAUGAGAUAUUUGCGCUUGCCGGUUAG